GUACCCACUUUCUUCGUCUUCUGGAAAGCCCAUUUCAUUGAUUGUAACGUCUGCAUUUCUCAUGCGCAAUUAAAUGAAUAGUCUCAGUCAAUCUCUUCGAAUCUUCAACCCUUCUCUUUACAAAAGGUUUCGGUCAAAUCACAUUACCUCUUCUUAUAUAAGUUGUAAAUUCGUACAACGAUCAACGAAACUCUAUUUCGAUUCCAUCUUCUCCGCUCAAGACCUUUCUUCACCACCACCGUUCCCUAGUUCUUGCAUCUGGUUUUGAAUCUAUACAUUAAGAUAUGGAUACCAAUAGGAAAAUUCACCCGGAUUGCAAAUACUCUGCAAACCCUUUCCAUGAAUGUGCUUCAGAUUGUUUAGAGAAGAUUUCUCAAGGCCGUGGAAAGAAGAAUUCAAAAAAGCAAGCUGCGACGAACUUUAGCCUACCAGGGAGUUUAGGUAAGAAAAAGGUGGGAUCACAGUCACCUUCACCUCUCAACACAAGGCCAUAUCAGAACGGUAACGUAAAUUCGCCAAGGGUUUAUCAGUCAAGACCUUCACCAGUAGCUGUGACGCAGAGGACAACAGUUCCAGAAACCAACAUAUCUUUCCCCCCUCUGUCGUCUGAUGAAGUCUCUUCUAACCUCAACGGUCAACAUGAUUCUUUCAGCCAUAAGCCAGAGAAGAAGCCCUCACAUAUGGUUCCUCUAUCCCCAAACAACAUGGCUGAUCGUAGCAAAACCGUAUCACCAAGACCUCGAGAGCAUGAACACAACGGUAAGAAUGACGCAGUCAGUGAGAUUAGUGAGUUCAACUUUGUAAGCCCUCCAAGGUCUUACGCCAAUGAUGAUGAGAACGGAGUAGAGCUCGACCUUCAAUCAGUAAUGUCGGACUCUUGUGUUUCAGUUGGAAAGUACCGUGUGAACUCUAGUGUCUCCACAAUCCUACAGUCAAUCAUAGACAAACACGGAGACAUAGCUGCAAACUGCAAGCUAGAAUCAGCAUCGAUGAGAUCUAGAUACCUAGAGUGCUUAUGCUCAUUGAUGCAAGAGCUUGGGUCAACCCCGGUUACGCAGUUGACAGAACUAAAGGUGAAAGAGAUGCUUGCGGUUAUUAAGGACUUGGAGUCUGUGAAUAUGGAUGUUGGCUGGCUAAGGGCCGUUCUUGAGGAGUUUUCUCGGUUUCAAGAAAAUGCAGACUCGGAGAAAGAGAAACAAGUAGGAUCCUUGAGGUCUAAGAAACGAGAACUGGAGAUUCAUGAAGCAGAUUUGGGCAGGAUGGAGGAGGAAGUAAGGGAGGGGAGGUUGAAGGUGGAGGAGAUGAAGGCGGAGCUGGCUGAGCUUGAGACAGAGAGGCUGCGGAUGGAAGAGAUGGGAUUUAAGGUUGAUAAGUUUAAAGGGAGGUCGUUUCUUGAUGAGCUUCUUUGAUGUUAAUAAGAGUAAUUAACCUUAAUAAGUGUAAUGUUUCCUUAAAGUUUGUUAAUGUUCUUUAAUCCCCUAUAUAUUAAUCCUCGAGCAUUACAACAUAUUUUCGUAUCC
Molecule: messenger RNA, 1520 nt
Organism: Brassica oleracea var. oleracea
Lineage: Eukaryota; Viridiplantae; Streptophyta; Magnoliopsida; Brassicales; Brassicaceae
Exons: 4
Coding region: 285-1409 (374 amino acids)
Source: RefSeq, a predicted model, not a curated record